GUGAAAUAUAUGAAUAAUCUAUUAUCAAAAGCUGUUGUUUGUGAUUAAAUAACAUUUUAUAAGUUUUAAGUGGGUUAUAUGCCAACUGUGACGGAUAAUAUAGGAAAGAAAGUUUAUCAAAACUCAAUGGCGUCGGAUCAAGACUCCUGUUCUGAUGAAGAGCCAGAUAGUGAGAUGCUGAGCGAUGACAUCUGUCUUCAAGACAGCGAUGACGACAGACAAACUUCGAGAAGUGUUCAGAGUUUGCCAGAAGAUCUGCCAACAUUAAAUUCCUGUAUUCUCCGACCACCUCGUAAGCUCUUCACCAAUUGUCGAGAGCGCUGGCGACAGCAGAACGUCAGCGGUGCUUUCGCUGAGCUUAGAAGGCUGGUGCCUACACAUCCACCGGAUAAAAAGCUGUCGAAAAAUGAGAUCUUACGAAUGGCAAUAAGAUAUAUAGGUCUUCUGAGUGAAGUACUUGAAUGGCAAAAGAACCACGGGCUGGUGAUAAAUAAAGAGAACUCCGGACUAGCCAUUAAAUGUGAAUCUCCUUUAAGUCCAACAUCGAGACGUCUCCGUCUCAAAAGACCGUACACGGACGAAGACAAACGACCAUAUGAAACAGAUUACAUAAGAUUUGGUAACGAAGAAAACGAGGAAGUAUACCGAAGAAACUUCCAGAGAAGUACACCAAAUAAUAAGACUGAUUUUUUCUUUGGGAAAGACCAUUUGAAGAUAUUGCGUAAUCAGUAUUACUUUCCUUCAAGAUGGCGACAAAUUCCUCUGAGAAAUUUAGCAGGAGAGCGCAAUGGAAAUAACUUGUUGAUGAUUGCUCCAGCAAAGGGUGACGAUAAAGAUGGAUCGUGUAAAGAUAAAGAUGAUGGCAAAGAUAAGUAAAGUAUUCUUGUAGUAAUAAAAUCAAGUCACACAGACUAAUAUCGUAAGCAGCUAAAAGACCAAAGACAGCUCGUAAUAUCACAAUACUAGUUAACUUGUUCUAAGCAUAUCUGAUUGUGACUUUUAUGUACAAAAUGGUACAGUUGACAGAAAACAUUAAUAGCUGAAGAUCGUAGGCUCAAUUUGCACAAGAAUAAUUGAGUUUCUACAUAUAUGCUUAGACUAGGAAUUAUUUAUAUUGAAGGAAACCAUUGAGAGGAUAUUAACUUGUGUCGUAUAAGUCGCUGACACGUGUGCUCCAGCUAAACGCAGCUUCUAAUCUUCUUCCGAGGACCGUCUAAGAAGGAGUGGACAGCGUUGGUUGUUAAAAAAAGAUUUUUCUAGUUCAUAGAAAAUUUGUCCGAAAUGAGUUCAUAAUCUUUUUCUCUAAACUAUGACUACUACUCUAGGCUCUAAUAAUAGCUCACAGUAGCAUGGGAAAGAGAUCCCGUGGCGCCCGCUGAGAGACAGAGAGGGUACCACUAGUUUUGUAAAUGGGUACUCCGGUGUAUUAGGGCGCGCUAGGCUUCCUGAACAUUGGCGAGUAUUACUUCUUGUGUUACGCGUAACGCGUUUAUCAAGCGAAUAAAAGAAGGCUAUAGUAAUAAUUUGUCUUAUCGAGGAUAAAACUCUUAGAUUUUUAUGUGUAGUAAUAUAUUUGUACCUGUAUUAUUUAUUGUUCAUGUA
Molecule: messenger RNA, 1602 nt
Organism: Vanessa atalanta (red admiral)
Lineage: Eukaryota; Metazoa; Arthropoda; Insecta; Lepidoptera; Nymphalidae
Exons: 4
Coding region: 79-876 (265 amino acids)
Biological process (GO): regulation of transcription by RNA polymerase II
Molecular function (GO): DNA-binding transcription factor activity, RNA polymerase II-specific; RNA polymerase II cis-regulatory region sequence-specific DNA binding; protein dimerization activity
Source: RefSeq, a predicted model, not a curated record